AUGAAGCUCGCUCCCUUACUCUGGCUAUGCCUCCUGAUACCAGUGAUGGCCACCCGUAACCUCAUGGCCACGUCUCUCGUCACAUGUAUGGAAAACUCGCAGAUCUCGCCCUCCUAUUUCAACGUCACAUUCAAUGCCGAUGACGGGUCAUUACGAUACAACUUGGAUUUGGACACGGAAAUCUCGGGAAACGUCACCGCACACAUCCAGGUCUAUGCAUACGGAUUCGUCAUCAUCGACAGAACUUUCGACAUGUGUAACUUGGGCUGGAAGCAGUUCUGUCCCUUGUACCCAGGGUCCUUGCAGAUCUCAUCGAUCGAGUACCUUUCGAAGUCGGUGGUCAACCAGGUUCCUGGAAUCGCAUUUACGGUUCCUGACAUCGACGCAGUGGUAAAAGUCGACGUUUACGAUAAUGUUUCGGGUGACAGAAUCUCUUGUCUCCAGAGUGCGUUCUCUAAUGGUAAGACUGUGUCUCAGACCGGAAUCAGAUGGGCUACAGCCUGUAUUGCCGGUUUGGGUUUGCUUGUGUCUGCAUUCUUGUCUACGUUCGGAAACUCUAAUGCAGCAUCGCACAUCGCCACAAACGCUGUUUCGUUGUUCUUCUACUUCCAGUCGGUGGUCAUCGUCUGCAUGCAGAGUGUGGAUCGUGUUCCUCCAAUCGCUUUGGCUUGGUCAGAGAACUUGGCUUGGUCCAUGGGCCUCAUCGAGGUACCUUUCAUGCAGAAGAUCUUCCGUUGGUACAUCCAGAGCACUGGUGGUACUCCCACCUUGUACUUCAGAAAUACUACCCUGCAGAUUCUUGUGCAAAGAUCCAUGAAAGCCAUCCAAACUGUUCUGGACUAUGUAUCCAGCUUGCCGGUCGUCUCUCAAAUGAAGAGGGAUCUUACCUUCCACUUGAAUUCUAACAAAAACUUGAUCAUCCUCAGAGGUAUCAAAAGAGUCGGUUUUGCGGCUCACAUUGAACCCACAUCGAUCGUGGUCACCGGUUUCACCUUCUUUGUGCUUUUUGGUUUUGUCCUUGUAGCCCUCCUCGUCUUUGUGCACUCGGCGACGGUUUUGUUGGUCAGAACAAAGACCAUCAACCCAAACACCUUAUCCCAUUUCCGCAAAAUGUUCCCUGCCAUUUUGAAGGGUACCAUCCUCAGAUACGUGUACAUUGGUUUCAUCCAGCUUGUUAUUUUGUCCUUGUGGGAGUUCGUGGAGAGAGAUUCACCGGCUGUUAUCGUUAUUGCCUGUGUGACUCUUGUCAUGUCCCUUGGACUUGGCGCUUUUGCAUGCUGGAACACUUAUAUCCAUGGCUCCAGAUCUAUUCAAAAGUACAAAAACCCUGCUGCAAUUUUGUAUGGUGACUCCAAUGUCUUGCACAAAUUUGGUUUCAUCUACACCAUGUUCAAUGCUAAAACUUACUGGUUCGGAGCUGUUGUAUUGACAUACUGUUUUAUGAAGGCUAUUUUCAUUGGUUUGGUGCAAUCUUCUGGCAAGGUCUCCUCGAUUCUUUUGUUUGUACUCGAUUUGGCUUACACCGUUCUCUUGUUUGUUUACAAGCCAUUCAUGAACAAGUCUACCAAUAUCCUUAAUUACUGCAUGUCUAUUGUUGUGACUAUCAACUCCCUUCUUUUCAUGUUUUUCUCAUCAGUUUUUGGACAACCAGAGCUGGUAUCCUCGAUUAUGGGUUGGAUCUUUUUCAUUCUUAAUGCUGCAUUCUCGCUUAUUUUGUUGGUCAUGAUUUUGGUUUUGAUCGGACUUGCCCUUACAUCCAAGAAUCCAGAUGCAAGAUUUGCCCCUGCUCGUGACGACAGAACAUCGUUCCAAAGAAUGUCUUCUCUCAAGCACAGUAAGUCCGAAAAGGCAUUAUCUGCAGAGGCUCGUACUAAGAAUGAAUUAUUUGCUCUAGGUGCUGCCGCACAGCUGCAUCAAGAAGGUUGGGAGGAAGACAUGUACAGACUUCAAGACAUGUCGAAGAACUCAGAUGACACCUCCACCCCUGAUUCAACGCUAGAGAAAGCUGAACAAAGACCACUCUCGGAUGGUAGUUGGAGACCCGAUAAUGAGUUUUUAGAUCCAGAUCUUUCAUUCGAGGAGCCCAGAAGUCAAUCUAUUGGCGGAAAAAUCAAAGACUCCCUCACACGCAAGCUUUCAACUAAAAAAUCUGGUAGUGGACUCAAUCCAUCCACCAACGGCCAUGCAAACGCAGCUGACUCGCAGUUUCAGGGCCCCAAAUCCGUUUCGCAAACACCUUUAGUCCGUGGUCGCGCAGACUCUGAUGUUUCGUCAGUACAAUAUUCUCAGUAUUCUGAUAAUGUUCCAUCGAAACCUCACGGUGUUAUUUAA
Messenger RNA from Australozyma saopauloensis, 2331 nucleotides. It is a transcript of the gene FLC1, whose product is annotated as putative flavin adenine dinucleotide transporter. Gene Ontology annotation, biological process: transmembrane transport; fungal-type cell wall biogenesis. The record is from RefSeq and is a predicted model, not a curated record. NCBI's taxonomy places the organism in Eukaryota, Fungi, Ascomycota, Pichiomycetes, Serinales, Metschnikowiaceae. Bases 1 to 2331 code for a protein of 776 amino acids. Gene Ontology annotation, cellular component: membrane. The transcript has a single exon.